This is a messenger RNA of Anopheles nili, 2452 nucleotides long. RefSeq names its product U3 small nucleolar RNA-associated protein 25 homolog. Gene Ontology annotation, molecular function: U3 snoRNA binding; rRNA binding. The record is from RefSeq and is a predicted model, not a curated record. Lineage: Eukaryota; Metazoa; Arthropoda; Insecta; Diptera; Culicidae. Gene Ontology annotation, biological process: maturation of SSU-rRNA from tricistronic rRNA transcript (SSU-rRNA, 5.8S rRNA, LSU-rRNA). Gene Ontology annotation, cellular component: small-subunit processome; nucleolus. Bases 1 to 2397 code for a protein of 798 amino acids. The transcript has a single exon.
AUGAAACGGAAAAACUCUUUAUUCAAGAAACCUAGGAAGGGUCAGGAGUACCAGAGCAAAGCGAUGAAAAAGAAGCUUAAACAGGAACUCGCCAAACGGCCGCCUCCGACGCGGUAUCAGAAAAACAUCAAACAUAUUGAACGUGGCCACGAGUCGAUUCAGGCCCAGAAACGACAGAUAGAAGCAGAACGGCAGUAUCGAAAUGAAGCCAAUUCCAUGGUGCCGCUUGUUUCCAGCGAUUCGGAAGAUGACGAGGAUAACUGUAAAAUCAAUUCGUUCGAGAAUUUGUCACAAAAUUUUAGGCUUCAUCCAGACUCGCCAGGCUAUGACAGCGCGGAGGAAACUGGUUCCGAUGAGCAGGAAAUGGUCGUCUCCAGCGAUGAUGCCGGAGACAAUGAAGAAGAUGCCGGAGAAGGUGAUGAAGAAGUCGACGUAGAGCAGGAAGUGGAUAUGUCGGACACAGACGAGACCGAUAUGGAUGAUGGAGCCGGCAACAGCAGCGACAGCGAAUCCGAAUCGAUAGGACACCCCAGCCAAAGUGAGGAAGAGCACGAUAGCGGAGCGUCUUCAGACGAUGAAGAGAGUGCCGAAGAAAUGAACGACCCUUUCUUGCUGCACACCAACUCCAACCUUAGUCCCGCAAUGGUAGAAGCGAUAGCUGCGAAUCCAAAAUCACUCGAAAAGACAACGGUUCCCUUCGGCAGUCUGGGAACACUGUGCAUCGAGCUGCCCACAUGUCCGAAAGAGAGCAUUCCGCGACGCAUGCUUCAGAAGGAGAGGUACGCCAAACCUGGCGAGCUGCCUGUCGUACCGGAAGAAGGUCCUGUCGAUUGGGCAGCGCUAUAUGUGAAAGAUAGGAUAGCUCGCAACAUCCCGGAAGAAGUGGAUCCAUUGCAACGGGACACGUUCGCUUUGUUGAACAACUAUCAGGAUCUUUUUUAUGCGCGGCGUACUCACGAUAACGGCGACCAGUUGCGUUUCAGCUAUUGCCUGCACGCGCUCAACCACGUGUUGAAGGCGGUGAGCAAAGUGCAACAUCACACCGUCAAGCUAGCCGCCAGCAAAUCGACCUCAAAGCCAAAACAGAACCGAUACGCCCGGCGACCGCAGGUUCAGUCGAUCCGCGUCCCGCAGUCCGGUGUGGAAUAUCGCGAUCAAGGCUACGUUCGACCGAAGGUCCUGAUCGUGGUGCCGUUCCGCGAAUCCGCGCUCCAAGUCGUGAACGUGCUGGUGCAGUUGUUCGCUGGUGACAACACGAAGGCGGUGGCCAAUUACAAGCGGUUCACCGACGAAUACGGAGGUGGUUCGACACUGAGUUUUCCGCAGCGCAACCGCAAGCCGUUGGACUACGAGCGCACGUUUGCGGGCAACAUCGACGACAACUUUCGCCUCGGAAUCGCCGUCAACCGAUCGUCGAUGAAGCUGUACGCGAAGUACUACUCAUCCGACGUGAUCGUGGCGUCUCCACUCGGACUGCGUAUGGCGAUCGGUGCCAAAGGCGAGCAACAUCGCGACUAUGAUUUUCUGGCUAACAUCGAACUGCUUGUCAUCGACCAGGCAGAUGUGUGCUAUGCUCAGAACUGGGAGCACGUGCUGCACGUCAUGGAACACCUGCACCAACAACCGAGCAGUACCGAGCACACGGAGUUUUCGCGUGUCCGCGAGUGGUGCCUAAAUGGGUGGUCCAAGUUCUACCGCCAGACUGUGGUGCUUUCGACGCUGGAUCUACCGGAGAUACGCGCUCUGUACAGUCGACAGUUUGAUAACUACCGGGGUAAGGCGCGCACGCUUGGAUUCGUAGCCGAAGGUACCAUCCGCAACGUUGCGGUGCAAGUGCCGCAGAAUUUCCAGCGCAUCGAUACGACACAACUUGAAAGCGAGGGAAACGCCCGGUUUGCGCACUUUAUCAAUGUUAUCCUCCCACAGGCUCGCUCUGUGGCUAUGGGGCGCUGCCUGAUAUACGUGCCCAGCUAUUUCGACUUCGUGCGGCUACGCAACCACUUCAAACUGGAGGAAAUCAGCUUCACGCAGAUCUGCGAGUACACCACCGACGCUAAGAUAGCGCGAGCUCGGGAUAUGUUCCACCACGGCAGCAAGCAUUUUCUGUUGUACUCCGAGCGGGCGCACUUCUUUCGACGGCACCGCAUUAAGGGCAUCCGGCAUCUCAUCAUGUACGGGCCGCCCGUAUUUCCACAGUUCUACCCGGAGAUGGUGAACCUCAUGGCCAAGGAGAACCAAAAUCGCAUGGACGGUGUCGCGGCUGAGUCUAUGACCGUGACCGUGUUGUACACCCGCUUCAACAUGCAGCAGCUCUCCGAAAUAUUGGGCACGAAAUGCGCGCAAACCAUCAUGAAAGCCCCACGAUCUGUCUACCGCUUUUCAACAGACCUAAAAUGAGCAUUUCGUUCAUUUUUUGAGAAACAGGCUUUAUGAUUUUUGUAUAAGUGCCUAA